GUACUUUUUUCUUUUCUUCCCUGUCCCGAUUCCGCCGCCAGCGGCCAACCUAGCCGGGCGCGUUGCCUUGGCCGGUAGAAAUUAGGGAUUCGUUAUCGCCCAACUCCAUCUCGUUAAGUCGUGAGGGAUUUGCAAGCUGACUAAUCUUGGUUUUAAUAUCUGGAUUCAAAUCGGGUUUCUAUUGCUUUAGCACGAACUAAGCUUUUUGUUAAUCUUUAGAGGGAAAAGUUCAAAUAAAUGGAGUUAAGUACUGCUAUUCUUCAAUCAUGUUGUGCUGUGCAAUUAAGGUUUCCUAUAACCAUUGCUGCUUUCAAUUCUGGUCGACCAUUAUCGUUAAAAAGCCCAACUCAACUCUCUUGCUUGAAGUUCAGUAAUAAAGGCCGUAAUUUAUUGGUUAAACAGGCAAGAUGGCCACAGUCAUCCCCAACUACUUCUGUUGUUGGUGACAGAAGUGAAGUGCGACAUGAUUGUGUUUGUCAAGGAUUAUCGUCUUCGCAUGCUUCUGAAGCUGCCUCAGUUCAUGAUGAGCCUAAUCAAAGGGGUGAGGAAAGGGGUGAUAGUGAUGGUGCUCAGUGCUUGGAUGACAGUCGAAUGGUUAGAGUUUGUGACAAGCUUAUUGAUGUUUUCAUGGUUGACAAGCCAACUCCAACUGAUUGGAGAAGGUUGUUAGCUUUCAGCAAGGAGUGGGACAAUAUUAGGCCCCAUUUUUUUGCACGUUGUCAAGAUAGAGCUGAUGAUGAGAGAGAUCCAGUGAUGAAGCAGAAUUUGCUUCGGCUUGGAAGGAAGCUUAAAGAGAUUGAUGAAGAUGUGCAGAGACACAAUGAACUUCUUCAAGUGAUCAAAGAGUCACAAUCAGAAAUUAAUGAAAUUGUCUCCCGCUGUCGCAAAGACUUCACCAAAGAAUUCUUUGUUCACCUUCACACUGUAGCAGAGUCCUAUUAUGACAACCCGACAGAGCAAAAUGAACUGGCAAAGCUUGGGAACACGUGCUUGGCGGCAGUGCAAGCAUAUGAUGCGACAACUGAGAGCAUUGAAGCAUUAAAUGCUGCAGAAUUGAAAUUCCAAGAUAUUAUUAAUUCUCCUUCUCUGGAUGCUGCCUGCAAAAAGAUAGAUACUCUUGCUGAGAAGAAAGAACUUGAUUCAACAUUGGUAUUGAUGAUCACCAAAGCUUGGUCAGCUGCAAAAGAGUCAAAUAUGAUGAAAGAUGAGGUGAAAGAUGUACUAUAUCAUUUAUACAAGACAGCAGUUGGUAAUCUUCAGAGACUGGUACCGAAGGAGAUUCGAAUAAUCAAGCACGUUAUUAGAAUUGAGGAUCCCGAGGAGCAAAUGUGUGCCCUCAAAGAUGCAUUUACCCCUGGAGAAGAACUUGAAGGAUCUGAUGAGGAUACCUUAUACACGACUCCUGAGAAGCUUCAUACCUGGAUAAAAGCUGUGGUGGACGCUUAUAAUCUGAGUGGAGAAGGCACCCUAAUAAGGGAAGCUCGAGAUUUGUUGAAUCCAAAGGUUAUCCAGAAAUUGGAGGAGCUGAGGAAGGUAGUGGAAGACAAUUUUAUGUGAAUAAAACCUUAUCCCUAGCCUACAAAUGUUCUAUGUCCGUGAAAACUGCAAACCUUGUUUAGGAUUUUGCACAGCUGCUAGGAAGUGUCCGAAGUCUUGGUAGUUUUUAGUGACAACUUUCUUAGAACAGAAUUCGCUGAAGUAGGAAACAGGGCUAAUUACCACCGUUAGUUUUUUAUUUUUGAUUAUUAUACUUUGACUGGUUUUCAAAAGUCACACUGGUCCAGAUUAAUCUUGAUUGAGAUAAUCAGUGGGAGGACAAGUAAUUUUGGGGAGGAAGGAUUCAAACUUGAUGUUGAUACUUAUCUGGCCAAUGUCGUCUUGUACAAUAUAUUUCGGUUUUGAGUUAUUAUGUUCCAUAUUUAUUAAUUGCACUAUUUUUUAUGUAAA
Messenger RNA from Neltuma alba, 1947 nucleotides. RefSeq lists its product as uncharacterized. Bases 238 to 1557 code for a protein of 439 amino acids. The transcript has 6 exons. Lineage: Eukaryota; Viridiplantae; Streptophyta; Magnoliopsida; Fabales; Fabaceae. The record is from RefSeq and is a predicted model, not a curated record. Gene Ontology annotation, cellular component: chloroplast envelope; chloroplast thylakoid membrane.